Messenger RNA from Etheostoma spectabile (orangethroat darter), 867 nucleotides. Its product is annotated as pterin-4-alpha-carbinolamine dehydratase 2. The record is from RefSeq and is a predicted model, not a curated record. Lineage: Eukaryota; Metazoa; Chordata; Actinopteri; Perciformes; Percidae. Gene Ontology annotation, biological process: tetrahydrobiopterin biosynthetic process. Gene Ontology annotation, molecular function: 4-alpha-hydroxytetrahydrobiopterin dehydratase activity. The coding region runs from base 255 to 668 and encodes 137 amino acids. The transcript has 4 exons.
AGAAAAGAUAUCUAUGGAUAUGCUACUGGGAAAAAUAAUUGUUUUGGUUAUAAUGAUCGCUGAUUAGAGGAUCAGGUUAGAAAGACCUCGAUAUAUCACUGUAACACUUAACACCAGACUCCUAUGGAAACUGGAUUUUAAACAGGCAGUAAACUGAACAGCUAUGGUAAAGGGUGAAAGGACAGUAGAGUAGAAGACGCAGGGAGUAGAAGAGUUGGUUGUUGAAAGGGAUAACUGUUAACAAAGUGUUGGUUAUGUCUGGGUUAAUGUUUACCUUGAGGACGAGCAGCACAUGGCCUCUGUUCAGGCUGAGCAGUCUGCUGCGGCCUCCGCUCUCCAACAACCACUUGUCUAAAAUGUCGUCAGACUCCCACUGGCUCUCUCCUGCAGACCGGGAUCAGCAGGUGAUGGACCUCAGGAGCUCAGGAUGGGUGGAUGUGGAGGACCGCGAUGCCAUCUUCAAAGAGCUUCACUUUAAAAGCUUUAAUCAGGCAUUUGGCUUCAUGUCACGAGUGGCUCUGCAGGCAGAGAAGAUGAACCAUCACCCAGAAUGGUUCAACGUUUAUAAUAAGGUCCAGAUUACAUUGACCACACAUGACUGUGGAGGACUGUCAAAGCGGGACAUCAAAAUGGCAAAGUUUAUCGACAAAAUUGCACUUUCAAUGUAAUGUCUUUGUCUUUAAUCAGAGCCCACCUUGUUUUUAUGCUUUCAGUCACAACUCUGCUCAGUCAGAGAAUGAUUCCUCGUGUAAAUGAUAAAAUACUAUUCAUUCAUAGACCUGUGAAAGAUAUUCUAUUUUAAUAUUUGUAUUUUGUUUGCAGCAUAUUUUGUACAAGCUUACUCUCAGAAUAAAACUUGUAAAACAG